Molecule: messenger RNA, 6950 nt
Organism: Acanthochromis polyacanthus (spiny chromis)
Lineage: Eukaryota; Metazoa; Chordata; Actinopteri; Pomacentridae
Product: protein MTSS 1-like
Exons: 15
Coding region: 372-2654 (760 amino acids)
Biological process (GO): adherens junction maintenance; positive regulation of actin filament bundle assembly; plasma membrane organization
Cellular component (GO): actin cytoskeleton; cytoplasmic side of plasma membrane
Molecular function (GO): phospholipid binding; actin binding
Source: RefSeq, a predicted model, not a curated record
CUCCACUCUUUGCAGGCGCGCUCACGCUGCUUCUCUCCCGUCAGAGGAGUAGCUCGGUGCGUAAAGUUGAUCCUCUCAGGCGCCGUCGUGCUGUUUUUUACCUUCCUCUCCAACAUGCCUCUCCUCCGGCUGCAGACAUGGACUCUACCCGCCCUGAGUGGAGUCUAACCGGCUCCACUGCUGCUCCUGUCCGUCCUCCAAGCUCCAUCAGCCGGGGAAACCCUGCAGCGUGUCCCUGAGCCUGUUAUUUUCUUUUCUUCUUUACCCAACACCACCACACCUUUACCUUUCUGGUCCGUUUUCUGCCGCUUCAUUUAUGGACUCCAGCAGCUCCGAGUGAGGAGUGUUUGUCUGUAACGUUCACACUGAAGAUGGAGACGGUGAUGGAAAGGGAGUGUAGCGCGCUGGGGGGGCUUUUCCAGACUGUCAUCGGAGACAUGAAGGGCAGCUACCCGGUCUGGGACGACUUCAUCAGCAAGGCCAGCAAACUGCAGUCACAGCUGAGGACGACGGUUGUUGCGGUAGCAGCUUUCCUGGAUGCCUUUCAGAAGGUGGCUGAUCUGGCAACCAACAGCCGAGGAGGGACCAGGGACAUCGGUUCAGCCCUCACCAGGAUGUGCAUGAGGCAUCGCAGCAUCGAGGCCAAACUCCGCCAGUUUUCCAUGGUGUUUCUGGACUGUCUGAUCAACCCUCUACAGGAGCAGAUGGAGGAGUGGAAGAGAGUCGCCAACACUCUGGAUAAAGACCACGCCAAAGAGUAUAAGAAAGCCCGUCAGGAGAUCAAGAAGAGAUCAUCAGACACUCUAAAGCUGCAGAAAAAGGCCAAGAAAGCUGAUGUAUUUGGCCGUGGAGACCUGCAACCUCAGCUGGACAGCGCCAUGCAGGAUGUCAGCGAUAAAUACCUGCUGCUGGAAGAGACGGAGAAGCAGGCGGUGAGGAAGGCGCUGGUGGAGGAGAGGAGCCGCUUCUGCUGCUUCGUGUCCAUGCUGAGGCCCGUCGUGGAGGAGGAGAUGUCCAUGUUGGGGGAGAUCACCCACCUGCAGACCCUGACAGACGACCUGAAGACUCUGACCAUGGACCCUCACAAGCUGCCGGCCUCUAGCGAACAGGUGAUCGUCGACCUGAAGGGCUCCGACUGCACCUGGUCCUACCAAACCCCGCCUUCGUCACCGAGCACCACCGUAUCCAGGAAGUCCAGCAUGUGCAGCAGCCUGAACAGCGUGAACAGCAGCGACUCUCGCUCCAGCGGCUCCCACUGCCACUCCCCCACCUCACACUUCCGUUACCGGGCCUCUUCUUCCUCCUCCUCCUCGGUGCUGCCCCAGCAGACGCCGGCCCGACUCUCCUCUGUCUCCUCCCACGACUCCGGCUUCAUGUCCCAGGAUGCCUUCCAGUCCAAAUCGCCGUCGCCGAUGCCUCCAGAGACGCUGCACUUGCCGAACGGCUUUGAACAUCAUGCUGCCCUCUGUCUGCAUGGAGUGGUACUGCAGACCCAGGACAUCCACCUCCACCCUUCAUACCUCACCUCCUCCUCCACUACCUCCCCCAUCUCCUCGCCCUCCUAUUCGUCCAUUUCUCCCACAUGGCCAUGGUGUCGCUCAGGCUUCAGCCAAUCAGGAGAUUAUCCGCCUCUCAGCCCCUCAGGGCUUGGAGUGAUUCUGUCAUCCAGAGUCCCAUCCUGGAAGGACUGGGCCAAACCGGGCCCGUAUGACCAGCCGAUGGUCAACACUCUGAGGAGGAGCAAAGACAGGCGAGAGACUACAGAUCCCAGCAGCCACCAGGGCACUGAUGUCACCACACCAGGGGAGGAGCCACAGGGGGUUAAAGGAGGCUCACUGACUUCCUCUAAGGUGGACCGGGAGGCCCAUGAGGAGUUGGCCAGAGCUCUGGCCCGAGGCCUCCAGCUAGACAUCCACGGCUCCAGCAGGGACUCGCUGCAGGGCUCUAGCGGCUACAGCAGCCAGACCAACACUCCCUGCUGCUCAGAGGACACCAUCCCCUCACAGGUGUCCGACUGUGACUACUACUCUGUCGGUGCAGAUCAGGAUGGUGAGCAGCAGCAGUCGUCGGAUUUUGACAAAUCGUCCACCAUCCCGAGAAACAGCGACAUCAGUCAGUCCUACCGCCGCAUGUUUCAGUCCAAACGUCCUGCUUCCACUGCCGGUCUGCCCUCUAACCCCUCAGCUGUUAUUACCCCAGGGGUUGCCACCAUUAGACGGACUCCGUCCUCCAAACCCAACUUGCGGCGUCCCUCUGGGGGCCUCAGCUUGGGGCCCAUUCCCAUCAAGCCCCCCAUGAUCCCAGUCAAGACCCCCACUGUGCCUGAACAUCCCAGUUUCCCCACUCGAUCAGAAGAUGGCAACACACCACGGACUCCACUGAGCCCCCCGACCAGCCUCUUGUCACCAGGCAGCAGUGGGCCGCUGUCGCCAAAAUCCAUCCCCUGGGAGACCCAGUACCUUGGGGAGGGAUCGGAUCCUCCCACCCCGCCACCACAGCCCAGCGGUCGGGUUGAGUGGGAACGCCGUCCACUCCCGGAGCUCCUGGAGGAGACGGAAUACGGCGAGGUGGAGGACUUUCUGGUGGCCAUCCGACGAGGCGUCAAGCUCAAGAAAACGAUAACCAACGACCGAUCAGCGCCAAGUAUUCACUGAGACUACAAGGGUUGAUUCGACUUGAACCAUUUUGUGUCCCUAGUUGGAUGUGCAGUUGGAGGGACACAAAAUGGUUACUGCUGAGUAGAAGCAAAUAGGAGCUACAACAUAAAAUGGGUGGUGAGAAUAGGAAGAAGUUGCCUGUAGACUCUUAUCAAGGAUCAGUUUUAAAAUGUCGCAAGUUCCUUUCAGCAAUGCCAAAUUCUGAUUAAAAACAAUCACUCAGCACCUUUACUAUUUGGCCAAAGGGUACUUACUGUGUAAAUUAUAGAUAUUUGAUUUGGGAAGAAAAUGAAAAGGUGUUUUUUUGGCAUCACAGUCUGAUUUUACUUGAUUUUAAAAUCCAAAGUGAUACAAACUACAGUGAAUCUGUCAAGCUAAUGCACGUGAAAGAUUUUAACUAUUGGUUUAACCUGUUGCACAUGUUGAAGCAAGACAACUGGAAAAUGGCAAUACUUAAGCAAAACUGUCUCCAAACAGAUUGAGAUCAGAUCCAACAAGACCUUUAAAAGGACCCUUUUACAAGCUGACAACUGUCAGUAUUGCACUUCCUUUUUGAGGCAACUACUGGGAACACUGAUCCGGGAUCAUUUCUUAGGGCAACUUUGUUACGUAAAAGACAAGAAGUGAAAGGAUGUUCCUGUCAAAUGGGAGUUGUUGCUUGGACAAGGUCAGUGUUGUAGCAGAAAAGGCUUAAAUGAAAUUAAAUGUUACUAUUGCGAAGACAGAUGAAGUGGAGGAAAAUUCUCAAAGAGAUAGUGGUUGGCUGUUAGGAGUGAUGGAGUAUUUUCAAAAAAAUCAAAUCAUUAUUUGUAUGUACAUAUUUCUAUUUUAAUGUGUUUGUAUGCUUUUGUUCAUCAUAAGCUCCUUUUACAUCCCCGUAGUCUCCCAUUUUCACUUAAAGGUGCCAAAAGCCUGUGUGCUGAAGUUAAAUAUUCUCUAUUUAAGUAAAACUAUGCUGGAUUUUCUUGAUGUACAAACAUAGGUAGAGAGAAUUCCACUUCUACACAAACGGAGUGUCUGUAUACGUAGGGUAGCAUCUCAAAGAGUGGUGUGUAACCAGUUACAGUUGUUAAUGCCACAAACAGUAGAUUGACCUGCAUGUUCUUACAGUUUGCCCCAGUAUAAAUAAUCACUUUGCUUUUUGAAUUAGAUCCAUGAACAAAUAAAGCCCCUAAAACACCCUGCAGUGGAUACAAACUGUAUCAGCAGAAUCUGAGAUGCCAACAACUCGUUGACUGUAGAAAGGUCCUGCCUUUGAUUCUGUAAAAUCAAAGACAUUGAAAGGGACUGUGAGGUAUUUAUUUCCUUUAUUUCAGAUUGUGUUUUUUUUAUUCAGUUUUUUUGUGAAGCACUUUGAAAGUUUUGAUCAAACUCAAAAAAUGUUCAAAAGCCAAGAAAAACUCAAUCGAAGGUUAAAAUUCUUAUUCUACAAUAUCAUUAUUAGUUCUUAUUGGAGAUAAGUGGUGAGUUUGUUGGCGUCCGUCCCUGUUCAUUGUUGAACUAUUAACCUACCAACUAUGUAGCAACUGCGCAGUGUGCAUUAGCAAACGUAGCAGUAAUAGAGGCUAUUUCCACAGUUUGCGUGUUACUACAUAUUACUGUAGUAACUGCAGUAACGUGGAUUAAUGUAUUGGUCUGUGGUAGUGAAGCCUGUGUGCUGAUUUAGCCGGCACACAUGUAAACAGUUGUGGACGUUAUCUUAGUGAAGCUACUACUGAAUCAAAGCGUCGGUAUUGGGGCAGUGUGCUGCAGUAAACUGGAUUUAAUACCUAAUAUAUGGGAAAUCUGAGGAAUAUCAUUUGGUCUGACAUAGAAAGAUUGUUUUAUAAUUAGAGACACUCCAUAGUGACUAAUUUCACUGUUGAAUAAAUGAACGUUUAAACUACACGUGUAAAAGUAACAAAAGCUCAGAAAACAAUAAUGCCAAACAGCAAAAGAAUAUUCACACGACGCCUGGUUAACAAACACAGGAUAGUCAACUCUGGUUGGGGAUUUAGGUUUAGUUGAGUCAGUUAACACAAGUACAGCCUGACUAUGUAAAAGACCACAAGAGAAUGGUUAUACUCUUCAAAGUCACACUGAGACUAACUCCAGUUUGUUCACUGUUCCAGUACUGAGUUUAAAAUGGAGAACAAGUCAAGUAUACAAGUCUCCACUAGAAGGUAUACAUUUUUUAUGGACAGAGAACAGGUACACCACAUCCUGUACAACCUGGUCUGGAGUCGAGCUUGCUUUAGUCCUAAACUGUUUGUGCUUACUAGCCAUCAAACACUAACUGUUCAGUAUAAAGAGGACUUUCAGGUGGUCACUGGCAGCCAUGAUCGAGGUCACUAAUUCUUUGUCUCUGAAAGCUGUGCUUUACAUCACAUCUCAUUAACUACACUGAGCAACAAUAUAAAUGCAGCAUGUAGUAUUUUAUUAAAUUAGAUCCAUUAUUUUUGCCAUAGUGGAAUAAGCAGUUGUUAUUUCAACACAAUGGAAUAGAUGCUGUGAAAUAAACCAUGUAGCCACAGGAACGGACCUGAAUUCAGUUGGUGAAGCAGAAGAUGCAUUAAUACGUUUGUCAGUUUUAAAAUACUUGUACUGCAGCUAAUAGUACACAAAUUACAAAACUGAUCAAUCUAUUGGUGUUGAUCACAGCAGCCAACUUAAUAACUUCCUGUUUUAUCAGCAGUUGCACAUCUCAAAAACCUAAAUUCAAUCCUUUUCUAACCAAAACAAUAGAAAUCAGAUUUUUCUUUUGUAAGUUUUUCUCAAAGUUAGGCAAGAAGACCACUUGAAUGAUUUGAAUGCUGCGUUUAUAUUUUUGUUCCGCAGUUUAUGUUUUUGUUCAGCUGCUUAAAUUUCUGAGCUUAAGAAUUGGCUGUCUUGAAGAAUUUAAAGGACAUUUUCCUAAAUUGCUCACCAGCUGAUUUUAAGUAAAAAUCUAUAUUUUCUAUGAAUUUAAGUUAUGCUAAUGGGUCAUUCCACCUGAAUUCACCAUUUAAAAAAAAUAAACAGUUCACACCUGACCUCAUAUUUGUCUUUUUUCUGUGCUGUUAGUAAGAAAAACAAGUACAUUUUUACUAAGAGUUUUGUUUUUUAGUCAACUGAAUCAAUAUUCACCACUUUAAAAAUAAAAUCUCUCGAAUUGAAGAUGGUCAUGCAUGGGGUGUUCGGUGAAUUAAGGCGGAAUAAAACUAAUUUGUGUUUUUGGCCUUAGCUAGCAUGCUAGCAGGGCUACAGACCUGUUUGAGAUCAUCAGUGUCUGCACCAUGCCCUCCAUCAUGGCUCCACAGGACUGUGACCCAACUGAAACUUCCUCUGUUAGCUGUGCUGAAACAGACGACGAGCAGAACCUGCAGCGUACUAAUAUUCAUGUAACUACAACAACUGUGUAAAAACUGUAAUAGCUUUCUACAUGUUGAAUAGCCCCACAAGUUAAUGGAAUCUGUAUUAGCGGGAAAAAUUAGCUGAAAAACACGAAAACUCCACCGUUGCUACCAACCAGUCCUAACAGUGCUAACAGUGUGUCACGACAUUAUUUACCUAUUUAUUCAUUUAAAUGUUGUCAUCCGUUUUAAUUUCACAUUUCUAAACCCCCUGCUGUCCUGUUGAGCUAUUAAAUAUAUUUAAUAUGCAUGUUGUCUUUUUUUUUUAGUUGAAAAAAAGAUUUAUUAGUUGCUUUUUCCCGUUUCUUUACUGGAACUAAUUAUUUCCUCAACUGGAACACAUUUUUAGAUAAUCAUCUAAUCUGUUUCCCUACAGGAAUUAUUAAUGUUUCAUAUUUUAAUGUGUCGCCAUGUAUGAUGACUGAAGCCUGUCUGUUUUAUAUGCGUUUUUUUGGUGCAGGUUUACGAAUAAAUUUGUGUAGCUGAUGCGAUAACAAGCGUAUGAAGCUGAAUGUUCGAGCCUGUGAAGACUGUGUACGUUGUUGAUCUGAGGACACACACCGAGGAUGUGAAAAGCGAGUUUUUAGAAAUCAUGUCCAUUAGUAGCAAAAACUCCUCUGCCUUUUUUUUCUUUAGAAACACCCAGUUAGAAAAAUCCUGUAGUUAAAGAUCGAAGUAAGCUAAACAUUACUUUUCGUGUCCUCGGUGUGUUUACAGGCCGUCUGUCCCUGAGCUGUAGCAGCUGUCAGUGUGUCUCGACCCUUUAGCCUUUAAUUUAAGAACAAGUUGCCAAAUUUCUUAAACUAUAUGCUAAAUGAUGCUCUGGGUUUCAUUUUUUGUAAGAUUUUCCUACUUCAGGUGCUCUGCUGUAAUGGUUUCCCUCGUGCAUUUCCUAAAUAAAUAUUACCAGUCUGUCUCUUCA